GCCCAUGAUCACGAGUUCAUGAUAUUUUCAGGGUAAAAGUGGGUUGGGCCUGUAUUCAGCGGUCAUCGAUUAUUGCUUUGGUCCACGACAAAAACUCGGAAAUGGAAGUUGAAUCUUUUUACAAGCACCUGCCUAAAAUCGAGCUCCAUGCCCAUAUCAAUGGUUCAAUAAGUACAGAAACCAUUGAAGAACUACUUGCAAAGAAUCAGGAACAAGGGAAACCGCAACCAGAUAUCAGUCCGCUACGGCAAUGGAAGAACAAAGUGGAGAAAGGAGAACAAAUGACACUGGAUGGCUGCUUUGAAAUGUUCAAGUUAAUCCACCAGCUUGUUGACAGUUGCGAAGCUGUUGCGAUAGUGACCCGCAAUGUCAUCCGAGAGUUUGCCGAGGAUGGCAUCAAGUAUUUGGAGUUGCGGAGCACUCCUAAAGAUGUACCAGAGACUGGAAUGACAAAGAGAAGCUAUGUGGAAGCAGUUUUGUCUUCAAUAAAGCAGUGUAAAGACGAUGGCAUUGACAUCACAGUCAGAUUUCUGUUGACGAUCGACCGCGGUCGAGAUCUGGAGACGGCCCGUGAGACGGUUCAGCUUGCAAGGGAGUUCCAGGCCAGCAGUGAUGGUGUGGUGGUGGGCAUCGACUUCAGUGGGGACCCGAAGAAGAAUGAUGCGAGGCAGUACAUACCUCUGCUCCUUGAUGCAAGGGAGAGUGGACUGAAGCUUGCACUACACAUAGCAGAGAUUCCCAACACAGCCGAGAGUCUGUCACUAGUGCAUGUGCCUCCAGACAGAAUUGGCCACGGUACUUUCCUACAGUCGGAUGAUGGUGGAUCGGAAGAGAUUGUGGAAGCUGUCAGCAAACAUCGAACACCAUUAGAGCUCUGCCUCACUUCCAACAUGGUAGGCCAGACGGUGAAAUCGUUCGACAACCACCACUUCAAGUACUGGUACGAGCGUGGCCACCCGUGUGUCAUAUGUACUGAUGACAAAGGCAUCUUUGCCACAAGCCUGUCCCAAGAGUACCAGAUCGCGGCUACCACCUUCAACCUGACCCACGAGCAGAUGUGGGAACUGUCCUUUGGCAGCAUAGCGUGCAUAUUCGCCGACGACGAGACGAAACACUGGCUGAGAAACAUGUGGGCUCAAGAAAGAUCCAGACUACAGUCUUCAUAGCGAGUUUGGUAUUUCAAUAGGAUUCUGCAUGGCCACAGUAUAGAGCCAAAGUCUCAAGUCAGUUCAAUUUCCAGUUCUCAAUUACUCAUGAAAUAUUUACCUAAAAUCUUCUUUAUUAUCAUAAUCAAAUGUUUCGAUUCAGAGCCAGGAGUUAGAAUUUGAGCACACAAACUAGUUAGUUCCUUUCCAUAUCUUGCCAUUGUCUCAAAUAAUGUUAAUAAUUCAUCAUUUUUGGACAUUCUCAGCACAAAAAAAAUUAUUCUUCUAAAUCAUUACAUGCAUCAUCUGGUAAAAUUUACCAACUUUAAUCCAAAGUCUGACAAGUCAAUGAGUCACUGCUCACCAUAACCAAAGCCUCAGUUACUUAAAAAACUCAAGCCCAAGUCAAGAGCCAUACUUCUUGGCUUUUUAACUUUUGAAAGAUUUUUCACAGCACAACUAUAAAGCAAUAUACGUACACCAUGUAUUCACUUUUCCAAGUUCUGUAUGACUUCCUACCCUUGUACUACAGCCAAAAUCUGCAAUGGUAAUUCUUGUACAUUCCAGAAAGCAAUCAGAAGUCCGAGAGGCUUUUUUUGAAAUAACUGUGACAUGCUGAGGAAGCUUACGAAAAGGAACAUUACAGACAUUCAGUUAACAACUCAGGUUUACUUUGUGCAUAAAGACAAGGCUUCAGUUGCAUUAUUUUUACUUUUUUUUUUAAAUACAGAAAUGAUCUCAUGAAAAUAUAGCCUCCGCUUCAAGUGUGUGUAGUAUUGUAAAGAUAAAUACAUUGUGUUUCGACUUGUGAAACCUCACAAUAAAGGCUUAAUUAAUGUGAUCAGAUAAA
Acanthaster planci (crown-of-thorns starfish) is the source of this 1995-nucleotide messenger RNA. It is a transcript of the gene adal, whose product is annotated as adenosine deaminase like. Gene Ontology annotation, molecular function: adenosine deaminase activity. Gene Ontology annotation, biological process: inosine biosynthetic process; adenosine catabolic process. The record is from RefSeq and is a predicted model, not a curated record. NCBI's taxonomy places the organism in Eukaryota, Metazoa, Echinodermata, Asteroidea, Valvatida, Acanthasteridae.